Molecule: messenger RNA, 849 nt
Organism: Heterobasidion irregulare TC 32-1
Lineage: Eukaryota; Fungi; Basidiomycota; Agaricomycetes; Russulales; Bondarzewiaceae
Exons: 6
Biological process (GO): RNA processing
Molecular function (GO): ribonuclease III activity
Source: RefSeq, a predicted model, not a curated record
AGCCCCGAUUUCGGCCCCAAGCCCCUCCCGCCCCUGCCCCAGAUCCGCUCAGAAGACAUCCGCAAGCGCAUCUUCACCCAUCGCAGCUACGCCGCCCGCCCCACCCACAUAUUCGAAGAUACCCCGGAGGACCCCAGCCCCGACAACGAGGUCUUGGAGCACUUGGGCGACCAGGUGCUCGGCCUCGUCGUUACGGAGCUCCUCUACCACCUAUACCCAUACCUCCGCGUCGGCCCGUCCACGAAAAUGAGGGCCCUUGUCGUCGGCAACAGCACCCUGGCCGUCAUAUCCGUAAAGUACCGCCUGCCUGAGCAGCUCCGCCUGCACCGCGCGCAGUCCAUCACUCUGAGGGCGUCCGUCAACGUACAAGCCGACGUCUUCGAGUCCUACAUCGGCGGGCUCUACCAGGACCAGGGCCUCGUCGCCGUCCAAGACUGGCUCCGCGCGCUCCUGCGCCCCUACGUGCACGAGGCCUACCGCAUCGUGCGCAGCCAACACGGCCUCCCCCCCGCCAGCGCCACCAGCGGCGCCCCCGCGGGCCCCCCACCCGCCCCGCGCCGCCUCUCGAACCCCGCGCUGCCCGUCUCCCCGCCGCCCUCCCCCUCCCCCUCGCUCACGAGCGCGACGAUCGGGCACCUCGGGCUCUUCAACCAGCGCCUCCAACAGGACAACCGCACCAUCGAGUGGUCCUUCUCCGACAGCAAGGACCAGGGCACCAAGGCGACCCCCGUCUGGGUCGCCCGCGCGCUCGUCGACAGGGAGUGCUGGGGCACCGGCCGCGGCAACACGAAGAAGGCGGCCAAGAACGAGGCCGCGAAGCAGGGCCUCUCCAAGAUCGGCUACACGGUG